This is a messenger RNA of Rhincodon typus (whale shark), 1751 nucleotides long. RefSeq names its product E3 ubiquitin-protein ligase TRIM39-like. The record is from RefSeq and is a predicted model, not a curated record. The transcript has 6 exons. The coding region runs from base 1 to 1593 and encodes 530 amino acids. Gene Ontology annotation, molecular function: protein binding; zinc ion binding. Lineage: Eukaryota; Metazoa; Chordata; Chondrichthyes; Orectolobiformes; Rhincodontidae.
AUGGCGACUAAUUCACCUCAAGCGUGGUUAGAAGACGAAUUAAUUUGUUCUAUCUGUCUACAAAUUUACACUGAUCCUGUGAUUCUCAAUUGUAAGCACAGCUUCUGUAAAGUCUGUAUUGAGAAAACCUGGGAUGAAGCAGUGUUUGAUGCUUAUCCCUGCCCUGAAUGUAGGGCAGAGUACAAGAAACAGCCACUUCUGCAGAGGAAUUUCAAACUUGCAAGUAUUAUUGAGAAAUAUAAAGUUCAAAAUACUUCAACCCAUUCGCUUUUGUGUAACUAUUGCUCCAGCAAACCACGGCCAGCAGUGAAGACCUGCCUGAAGUGUGAAGCUUCCAUGUGCCCAGAACACCUCAGACAUCACACCGAGAGCUUUGUGUUCAAAAGCCAUCUCCUUGUAGAUCCCACUGCAGACCUGGCCCCGUGGAAAUGUACAGAACACCAAGAGCUGCUGAAGAUUUACUGUAAGGAGGAUAAGGUGUGUGUCUGCACACUCUGCACUGUGUUUGGGAAACACAAGGGUCAUAACUGUGGGAGCAUCAGUGAGGGAGAGAAGGAGCUCAGGGCUUACUUCAAUGAUCGAACAGAAAAGAUCAGGACCAACAUCCAAUCAGUACAAGCUUCCCUUGGAGAUCUUCAGGAAGAAAAGCAGAAAACAAAGGACGAAAUAAAACAAAAGAAAAUGAAAAUAAAGGAGAAGGGUGAUGCACUGAGAAAGAGGAUUGAAAGUGAAGAAAGAGAGAUGUUUGAAUAUUUGGACAGAGAGGAGAAACGGGUCAUCGUGGAGAUUGAUGCUCAGAUCAGAGAUUUCAGUGACAAAGAGAGCAAAGUUCAGAAAUACUUGAGCAAUCUGAGUAACAUCUCGAAGGAAAAGGGAACCAUCUUCAUACAGAUGCUUAAUUCGGAAGCUGGCAAAUUACAAAGUUUAUCAAAGCCAUUCCCACUGCUCCACAUUCCGAGCUUAGAUACAGCAAAACUGCAGGAGUUGGCGCAAUGGUUGGAGGAACGAGUGGAGAGGAACAGGGACGUCACAGUCUUACUGUAUGGCCAAACCCCAAAUCUGGAUCCAUUCACAGCCCACCCUCAACUGGUUGUAUCCCACAAUAAGAGGAAUGUGACACUCACUCGACAGAAGCCAAAGUGUGCUGAGAGCCCAGGACGAUUCGACUGUUUCCCACAGGUCCUGUGUGCUAACAGUGUGAACCAUGGCCGUUCUUACUGGGAGGUGGAGGUUCCCGGUGAAUGUUGGAGAGUUGGCGUUUGUUACAGGAGUCUGAGCCGGAAGGGUCCAGGGUCUGAGUGCUCACUGGGAAUGAACAAUAAGUCAUGGAGUGUGUGCUCACUGCUGGGCUCCUGUACUGCUCUGCACAACGGAAACAAAACAAUACUAUCCACUGGAAACCCAGCCAGAGUGGGAGUGCUGGUGGAAUUUGAGGCUGGAGUCAUCUCGUUUUACAAUGUGUCUGACAAGAAACUAUUCCUGUUGUACUCUUUUCACCAGCAAACCUUCACUGAACCACUUUACCCAGCCCUGACGGUGAAUGGUUAUGAUGAGUGCAUCACUAUGUGUGACUUGAGUUUCCCAUUUUCUUGAUUUCUGAUUAUAUUGUUGCUUUUGAGCGGGUUGAGAAAGGAGUUUUAUCCAUUUGCUCUGUUGAUGUAACCAAGUUACAUUUUAAUGCUGACAUUUCCUGUUAGAGAAAGGCCAUAGUGUAAUCAUUUAAAAAGCUAAAUUCUAAGGAUGUGCUUUUA